Anopheles coluzzii is the source of this 2173-nucleotide messenger RNA. RefSeq names its product pickpocket protein 28-like. Lineage: Eukaryota; Metazoa; Arthropoda; Insecta; Diptera; Culicidae. The record is from RefSeq and is a predicted model, not a curated record. Gene Ontology annotation, molecular function: ligand-gated sodium channel activity. Bases 499 to 1977 code for a protein of 492 amino acids. Gene Ontology annotation, cellular component: membrane. The transcript has 3 exons. Gene Ontology annotation, biological process: sodium ion transmembrane transport.
UUAUGCAAAUUGUAUGCAUAUGUAAUCAUCAACUAGCUUAAUCUGCUGUGAAAGAGUUGCAAGAGAAGAAAAAGCUUGUAGUCAUUACUUACGCGCCUCAGGUAGUUACUGUGUAUUAAUUGCAACCUGGGAGCGUUAAAAAUACACAGGAGGACAUCGUUGUAAAGAACUAGAUGCCUUUUCUAAUCAUUCGGUCAGUUUCUAUCCACCACAACUAGUUCCUUCUGAAUCUUCUGCUCGUUCGGGUGUGUUUCCCUUCGUUCAGCAACAAUGCCAACGUCCCGUAGACGUUUGCGACGAUCCGUCCGGGAGGAAGUGUUCCGUGAGUACUGUACCAACAGCUCCAUCCACGGUGUACGUUACUUCGAUCGUGAUGAACGAACGACCUGUGAAAGGUGUGUCUGUAGUUUCUGCAGGAUUGUGUAUUUCGAUGUUCAGCAAGCUUGAUCUUAUUCCUUUUAUCAUAGAUUCUGGUGGCUAGUGGUCUUUUUACUUUCUAUGUUGGGCUGUUGCGUGAUGAUAUACAAGACGUACGUAAAAUGGAACCAAACUCCAAUCAUUGUUACCUUUUCUGAGAAAACCACUCCGGUUUGGGACAUUCACUUCCCAGCCAUAACGAUCUGUCCCGAAACGAAGGUGCCAGCCAAUAAGCUUAACUUCACAGCCGAAAUGAACGCACUGCUGGAAGAUUACAAUUACAUUAACGGAACAUCCGACCGGGAGUCCAUCGAUCAGUUGAAAGCCGUCGCUCAGCUGUGCAACACGAUGUUUCAUUCAAAAUAUAACUUGUUGCAGUACCAAAACGAUUUGGAUGAGGACGUCGUUGGCAUGCUGAAAAACCUGUCCUUGUCACGCCACGGUACACUUGGAUUGUGUCAGUACUGCAACCAGUACAUGCUCUGUGGAAAACAUCUGAAGAGGACGCUCACCGAGGAGGGUUUGUGUUAUACCUUCAAUAUGAUGCCGGAAGAGGACAUCUUUCGUAAAAGCUCACUCCACACGGACUAUACGUACACGGAGAGUUGGUUCUCUUUUUCGGAACAUGAACCACUGUAUGCACGAGGUGCAGGAUUGCAUGCCGGGCUUACAUUGUUCAUGCGACAAAUCAAGGAAGAUGUGGAUUACAUGUGCACGGUAUACCAUACAGACGGCAGAUGCCAUGCACACUGCAUCGGAUUCUCUCAAGGAUACAAGCUUAUGAUCCAUGAUCCAGGCGAGUAUCCGCAGGUGUCGGGCCGCAACAUGCGCAUACCCUUUGGUCACGAGAUCUCGAUCGCGUUGAAGCCUCAAAUGAUGAUAACUUCCCAAUCGGCCGCCGAUUUUAGCUGGGAGAAGCGUCAGUGCUUCUUCAAUCACGAGCGUCAUCUUCGAUACUUUAAGAUCUACAACCAGGAAAACUGCGAACUAGAAUGCUUGACCAACGUGACGCAGGCAAUGUGUGGAUGUGUUCGCUUUUCAAUGCCAAGAUCAAACGACAUGAAAGUUUGUCCAUUAUCGAUGUUUCACUGUAUGUCUGAUGUCAAAUGGAUUGUGUAUGACAUUGACAAUCCUGAUCGUCCAGUCAACGAAAACAUCACAGCAAUGGUCGACAGAUGUAACUGCUUGCCAGCCUGCAGCUCAAUAUCUUAUGAUGUAGAAACUACACAAACCACGCUCGAUGUGGAAAAGUUUAUGCGCGUCAACCAUGUGUAUGAUAGGUCGGACAAGUUUUAUAUUACAACGAUAGCGAUCUACUUCAAGGAGUCGUACUUCAUCACCUCAAAGCGAUCGGAGCUGUACGGAUGGGUAGACUUUCUGGCGAACUGUGGUGGUCUGUUAGGCCUCUUCAUGGGUGUGAGCAUUUUGAGUUUGUUGGAGAUGUGUUACUUUAUUACGAUUCGACCAUUUUCGGUUAGAAGUAGGAUUACCAGUGUUGAAAAGCGUGAUACAAACGAAGUCCAGAAUGUCAUGCUUCCCGUUAUCAUCAAGAGUGAAUAGCCAGUUGUAGGUUGAAUUGUUUAUGAUAUAUUACUAUUUUUUAAUGUUAUAUAGUAUAACGUCGAUUUUUCGGGCAGCUCGGGACUGGGUGAUUUAUGGAUUUUAACGGAUAAUAGCUCAAAAACUAUCAAAUUGAUGUUAAAAUUAUAAAUUUCACUGGUUAGACUAUCCAUUCACCUUGAAUUAAUCGAUUAAU